Gambusia affinis (western mosquitofish) is the source of this 736-nucleotide messenger RNA. Its product is annotated as paired box protein Pax-5-like. Gene Ontology annotation, molecular function: RNA polymerase II cis-regulatory region sequence-specific DNA binding; DNA-binding transcription factor activity, RNA polymerase II-specific. The transcript is spliced from 6 exons. NCBI's taxonomy places the organism in Eukaryota, Metazoa, Chordata, Actinopteri, Cyprinodontiformes, Poeciliidae. The record is from RefSeq and is a predicted model, not a curated record. Bases 1 to 663 code for a protein of 220 amino acids. Gene Ontology annotation, biological process: anatomical structure development; regulation of transcription by RNA polymerase II.
AUGGAAGUAAGUUUUGGACGGGUUCCGUUCACAGUUGCGCCCAGGCUCGGCGGGGUGAACCAGCUCGGCGGAGUCUUCAUCAACGGGCGGCCGUUACCGCACGAGGUCAGACACCGGAUCGUGGAGCUCGCGCAGCACGGGGUGCGCCCCUGUGAGAUCUCGCGCCGUCUGCGCGUCAGUCAUGGCUGCGUCAGCAAAAUAUUGACCAGGUACAAUGAGACAGGAAGCAUCAGACCGGGGCUGAUAGGUGGAUCCAAGCCCAAGGUGGCGACCCCCACAGUGGUGCAGAAGAUCCUGCAGCUGAAGCACAACAGUCCCACGAUGUUUGCCUGGGAGAUCCGAGACAGUCUGGUGCUGGAGCAAGUGUGUGACCCAAGCAACGUUCCCAGCAUCAGCUCAAUCAACAGGAUCAUCAGGAGGAAAGUUCAGGCGAAGCCUUGUGAAGAUGCAUCAUCUGUUUCCAUGGGAACAGACUGUCCCUCUGAGUCCAGGUUUUCAAUAGGAGGGAUUCUAGGACUCAGAAAAUUCAACAAACCAAACGAAGGAGCGGACGAGUCCUGCGGUGAGCACCAACGCCGGCUCUGUUUCUGGAGCAGCUCUGACCUCAGCUCGCCAUUUCGCCGUCAGCUGCCAGUGAACCAUGAUUCAGAUCCGUUAGGUUAGUCUGCAUCUGACAUGACACCCGGUGGAUCUUUUGCCUUCGGUCUUCGUUUCACCGAAGAACAGAAUUCAUCAU